This is a messenger RNA of Eufriesea mexicana, 1787 nucleotides long. Its product is annotated as luciferin 4-monooxygenase. Gene Ontology annotation, molecular function: CoA-ligase activity. The transcript has 6 exons. The coding region runs from base 69 to 1700 and encodes 543 amino acids. NCBI's taxonomy places the organism in Eukaryota, Metazoa, Arthropoda, Insecta, Hymenoptera, Apidae. The record is from RefSeq and is a predicted model, not a curated record.
UCUAAAAAGUUCAUUCAAUUCAAUUUAAUCGAAAAUUGUAAUUUUCUUAUUUGUAUAAUUAGUAAGUGAUGAAAAACAAAAAAUUUAUUAAUAUGCACGAAAAAAAUAUUUUACAUGGACCAUUGCCUAUUGUGGAAUUCAAGAAUGUAUCAUUAGGACAACUAAUUUUAAAUCAAUUAAGCAUUCAUGGUUUUUGGGUAGCACAAAUAAAUGCUCAUACAGGAAAAACACAAACAUUUAAAGAAAUAUUAGACAUUAGUCGGAAAUUAGCAAUUGCUCUUAAUAAAGAAGGAUUAAAAAAAAAUGAUCGGAUAGCUAUAUGUAGUGAAAACAAUCUAGAAUAUUAUCUAGUAGUAUGUGCUGCGUUUUAUUUGGGUGUUACUGUUUGCCCAUUAAAUCCGCUUUAUACAGAAAGGGAAUUGAAACACGCAUUAAAUAUAUCAAAACCGAAGUACCUUUUUGUAUCAACAUUCGGAGCAAAAAACAUUUGCAACAGUGCUCCACAGUUAUGGUUGCCAAAACUUAUAAUGUUAACCGAAUCCACAAAUAAUAAAUUCCCAAGUAUUAAUAGUCUAACAUCGAACAUAAUCAUCAGUGAUAAUUUCUGUGCCUGUCCAAUAAAUAGUAAUGAUCAUGUGGCAGCUAUUUCAUGUUCCAGUGGCACUACAGGAUUGCCAAAAGGAGUAAUGUUAACAGAUAAAAACUUUUUGUCUGUAGUAACAAAUCUUGCAACUGCAUCACCUAAUAUUUUAAAUACUAAUACAACAAGCCUAGCAUUGUUACCAUUCUUCCAUGUAUAUUCUUUUUCAGUAAUGCUUGCAGGGCUUAUUUUUGGAAAUAAAAGUAUUAUUCUUCCACGUUUUGAUGAAAAACUGUUCUUACAUGCUAUAGAAAAAUACAGAAUUGAACAUAUAACUGUUGUACCACCACUAAUGGUAUUUCUAGCAAAACAUCCUAUUGUGGAUGAAUACAAUUUAUCAAGUAUUAAAGAGAUUUGGUGUGGUGCAGCACCUUUAUCUGAAGAAAUUGCAAAAAUGGUUGCAAAAAGAUUAAAUGUAUCAACAAUAAAACAAGGAUAUGGAUUAACAGAAACUACUUUGGCUGUAAUAAACUCACCUGAUAAUAAUACUAAAUAUAAGAGUGUAGGAACAUUAGUUCCUGGAAUAUCAGCAAAAGUAAUACCAAUUAACGAGGAUGAAUCAAGCAAACCUUUAGGACCAAACAAUAUAGGACAAUUAUGUUUCAAAGGAAAUUUAAUAAUGAAAGGGUACUGUAAUAAUGAACAAGCUACAGCAGCAACAAUUGAUAAAGAUGGCUGGUUGCAUUCAGGAGAUGUAGGGUAUUAUGAUGAACAAGGCUAUUUCUAUAUAGUAGAUCGUUUGAAAGAGCUUAUUAAAUACAAGGGAUUUCAAGUUCCACCAGCUGAACUAGAAGCAAUAUUAUUAACAUGUCCUGAGAUUAAAGAUGCGGCAGUUAUUGGACUACCACAUGAAGAAGCAGGAGAACUACCAACAGCUUUUAUUGUUAAACAAGAAGGAUCUAAUUUAACAGCAGAAAACGUUAUCAAUUUUGUAAAUGAACGAGUAUCGAGCCAUAAACGACUUCGAGGCGGUGUUAGAUUCGUUGAAAAUAUUCCAAAAACUGCAUCAGGAAAAAUUCUACGUCGCGUACUGCGUGAUAUGCUCAAAUCAAAAUUGUGAAAUAUCGACACAAAAAAAUGAAGCAGUAUCAAUUUAAAUGUAUUAUUCCUUUGUAUUUACAUUCAUUUCAAUAAGAUUCGAAGAACA